AUGGGUCCUCAAGUCAAAUGGCCCCAUAAGAUGAAGGCCUCAGAGGCUAAUCGAAACACCAAGCGGUGGUGCGAGUUCCAUAGCGACCAUGGUCACACUACGGAAGAUUGCAUAGCCUUGAAGAUAGAAGUCGCCGAGCUUCUCAAGAAAGUACACCUAAGGGAGUUCCUCUCAGACAAGGCCAAGAACCUUCUGAAUAAAGAAGGUCCCGGUCUCCCUAUCGAAGCAGCUCCCGCAUUACCACCACAGCAAGACAGGGUGAUCCAUGUCAUCUCAGGCAGAUCGGAAGUAAGCGGAAUCAGUAGUGCCGCAGCCAAGAGAAGUACUCGCAACGCCAGGAAUGGCCAAGAGGCCGAGGGUCCUAAGCGCCUACUCCUCGGAGCGGACGAGAUCAGCUUCACUGCAAGGGAACAGGAGAGGGUCCUUGCUCCUCAUCACGACGCCCUUGUCAUUUCACUUACCAUAGCGAACUGCUUGGUUUCAGUGGAGAGGUAA
Raphanus sativus (radish) is the source of this 495-nucleotide messenger RNA. RefSeq lists its product as uncharacterized. The record is from RefSeq and is a predicted model, not a curated record. The coding region runs from base 1 to 495 and encodes 164 amino acids. The transcript has 2 exons. NCBI's taxonomy places the organism in Eukaryota, Viridiplantae, Streptophyta, Magnoliopsida, Brassicales, Brassicaceae.